Messenger RNA from Rhopilema esculentum, 1035 nucleotides. Its product is annotated as kinetochore protein Spc24. Gene Ontology annotation, biological process: chromosome segregation. The record is from RefSeq and is a predicted model, not a curated record. Gene Ontology annotation, cellular component: Ndc80 complex. Lineage: Eukaryota; Metazoa; Cnidaria; Scyphozoa; Rhizostomeae; Rhizostomatidae. Gene Ontology annotation, molecular function: microtubule binding.
CUUUUCAGUUAAUAACGAAUUAAAUCAUGAUUCAAAAUGGAAGACGACAACGGUCUGGAAGUAGCAAUAGAAUUAGCGAAUAACUUUCUUUUAGAGUUAAACAAAGGAGAACUCUCGCCACUCUUUGAAAGAUCAGAGAAUAUACUGAAAAAUAAGAAUAACUUGAGGAAAGAAUUUGUCAGCGAUGCCAGAGAACUUAUAAGUAAGUUACAGCAGGAUUAUUCGAAAGUUGAAGAGGAAGGAUCUGGAGAAUGUGGGUUUUCUGAAGCCUGCUACAAGGCAAAUAAGGAAGCCAAAGAAAUAAAAGAAACUGGUCUAAAGGAUGAGUUGAAAAAGCUUGGCAAAGAUCAGGAGGAGUAUUCUCUCAAGCUUAAACUGCUGUUUGAAAAAAUAAGUGCACUUGAAGAAAAGAAGCACCAACUAGAGGAAAAGAAAGAUAAAUUUGUCCCUUGGAAAAAGGACAAGUUUGCUUUGUUUAUGUCAGCCACAGGAAUACACUGGAAUUUUGGUUGCAAAGAUAAUGAGAUACGUGGAUAUGUUACUGGUAAAGGAGAGAUUCAGCCUUUCUCUAUUAACUCUGAUGAGCAUGACGGUUUUUACACUGCUAACUAUUUAUGGGAUGUAGUUUCAUCCACAUUUAAUGAGUAAAUAGAUCCUUAUUCUAAUCAUAGAUUUCCAAAAACUGACUCAAGACAAACUACUUAUUGUGAAUGAUAUCUUUUUCAAGAUUGAUAAGACCAUCUUGUUGAGCAAGUAGGUGUCAUGAUUGAUAUUAUAAAACACUUGAAUUGCUGUUAUUUUUUGGAAUUUAUUCUCUAUAACUUUGUAGCAGUUGUGAAUCAAGAGAAACUGUUUUCAAGUUGAGAUUUUGUAUUUUUGCUGAUUAAUAUGGCACAUAUCUUAACUGUUCUGGAAAGAUCAUUGUUCAGAAGAUACUUUCAAGCUUUGUGAUUUUUUCACAAAUAUUUUGCAUGUUUCUGACAAAUGGAAACUAUUCCUUUGAUGGCAAUAAUAUUGCAUUCAUUAUCAUAGUCA